This is a messenger RNA of Trichobilharzia regenti, 576 nucleotides long. Lineage: Eukaryota; Metazoa; Platyhelminthes; Trematoda; Strigeidida; Schistosomatidae. The record is from the annotation of a GenBank genome assembly.
UCAGCUACGCAUACUUGAUGCCAACCCCACCAGUGGUGUACCUACCGUUGCAAUCAAACUGUGGCAAAAGAUGCUUCGAAAUCCCGACACUCUCAAAACAAUAUGGUAGACAAUAUAUGCUGCUUUGUCGACUCUUGAAGGUUCUCAGCGUUUCACUUUAUAUCAUAUCUGAGGUGGUGAGUGACUGUGAAGAGAGGAGCGUCUUCUUGAUGAACUCUAGCUUAUCAAUAAGCCACUAUCCGAAAUCUUACUUGAAGUGUAGGUGGUGUGAAACGCAUCUUCAGCUACAUCUACGAACAGAUUCCUCCUGUUCUCAAUAUCUUCUUGCAGAAUGUUACCCAUGAAGCUGUGACACAUACACAGCAUACCAAAAGAAAGCCUUUCAUAGUUUUGGUUAUUGUGUUUGAUUUGGAACACCAAGGUUGUAGUCUGUAAGAUUUCAGCGGUUAAUUUUGUACUUGCUUGGUCGUUAUGAAUUUUAGCUUUAUAUGAAGCCGUUAACAAUGGCUGAAAACCAAAUUUACUAGAGGGGAAACAGUCUAGUAUCAUUACGCAGGUAAUUUAAUUUAAUGCACC